CACCAGCAAGAACUCAGCCCCCCCCCACCCCCCACACAGAUUUCCUGUGUGGUUUCAGCUGCCCAGAGAGUGUCAUGGACCUGGGGAAACCAAUGAAAAGCGUGCUGGUGGUGGCUCUCCUGGUCGUUUUCCAGGUGUGCCUGUGCCAAGAUGAGGUCACAGACGAUUACAUCGGAGACAACACCACAGUGGACUACACCUUGUAUGAGUCUGUGUGCUUCAAGAAGGAUGUACGGAACUUUAAGGCUUGGUUCCUCCCAGUCAUGUACUCAGUCAUUUGCUUUGUGGGUCUGCUGGGCAAUGGGCUGGUCAUGUUGACUUACAUCUAUUUCAAGAGGCUCAAGACUAUGACAGAUACCUACCUGCUCAACCUGGCCAUGGCAGACAUCCUCUUUCUCCUGACCCUUCCCUUCUGGGCAUACAGCGCAGCCAAGUCCUGGGACUUUGGUGUCCACUUUUGCAAGUUCAUCUUUGGCACGUACAAGGUAAGCUUCUUCAGCGGCAUGCUCCUCCUUCUUUGCAUCAGCAUCGACCGCUAUGUCGCCAUCGUGCAGGCUGUCUCAGCCCACCGCCACCGUGCCCGCGUCCUGCUCAUCAGCAAGCUCUCCUGUGUGGGCAUCUGGAUACUUGCUGUGGUCCUCUCCAUCCCAGAGCUGCUGUACAGCGGCAUCCAGAAGAGCAGCAGCGAGCAGGCAUUGCGAUGCUCCCUCAUUACUGAGCACGUGGAGGCCUUGAUCACCAUCCAGGUGGCCCAGAUGGUGGUAGGCUUCCUAAUCCCCCUCAUGGCCAUGAGCUUCUGCUACCUUGUCAUCAUCCGCACCCUGCUCCAGGCACGCAACUUUGAGCGCAAUAAGGCCAUCAAGGUGAUCAUCGCUGUGGUCGUGGUCUUCAUAGUCUUCCAGCUGCCCUACAAUGGGGUGGUCCUGGCCCAGACUGUGGCCAACUUCAAUUUCACGAGCAGCAGCUGUGAGCUCAGCAAGCAGCUCAACAUCGCCUACGAUGUCACCUAUAGCCUGGCCUGUGUCCGCUGCUGUGUCAACCCUUUCUUGUACGCCUUUAUCGGUGUCAAGUUCCGCAGCGACCUCUUCAAGCUCUUCAAGGACUUGGGAUGCCUCAGCCAGGAAAGGCUUCGGCAGUGGUCUUCCUGUCGGCACAGCCGGCGUUCCUCUAUGAGUGCAGAUGUUGAGACUACCACCACCUUCUCCCCAUAGGAGGCACCACUGCCUGGACUAGAGAGACUUCUCCCAAGGCCCCUGUGGCGGGGACAGGGAGCAGUUGCAAUGACUCAGAAUCCAAAAGCUGCUGAGGGAAAGACAGUUGUUGCCAUUAAUGUUUAUCUCAGAGAGAAAACCUGUGCCUCAGAAGCCAGCUUCACCCCAAUCCUGGCUACCUCAACCAAGGCUGAGAAAAAACAUGGCUGAUAAGCCAACACCAGAACCGGCAACACUCCAAAACCAAGGCUGUUGUCUCCCCAAACCAGAAACAAAAAGUGAAAGAAACGAUUCACAAGUGUCCUGGUGUGAAGGAGAAGGGGGUGACGAGAGAUAGGGUAGUGGAGGUAGGCUGGCGAGUCCUCUGAAUGAACCUUCUUCUGACCUAGAAAAAAGUCCCCCCAGAGAUUCCAAGAGCGGAGGCAAGUCUUUCAGAAAACAAGACUUUGUCUCCAAGACCAGAGAUGGGGGAAAGACUCUGCCUUAUGGCGGAAAGAGGAAGUCAAUGGGUCAAACUAACUCUCUCUGAAUCCCUCCUUCCAUCUCUCCUUUUCCACUGUCAUCAAAGCAAGCAAGAAAUGGCAGCCUCCAAGCCUCCUUAAAGACACACUUGCCCCCUCGCCUGCCCCUCUCCUCAGGCUGGUCACCUCCCCAGCUCUCUACAGGGGAGGGUAUGGUGUUUCCUGCAGACUCACUGCCUGGGCCUGGCCAAAGCUACAUCUUCCCAGCCCAGGCUCUGGCAUGGGAAUGAGAUGUGGUCACCCCUACUCAGGUCUGGGCUCUGCUGGGAUGGUGGAGAGGGCAGGGGGAAAGGUUAGGAGAAAGGGGUGGUUACAGUGCUGGCUGCUGAAAGCCAAUGAGCUUCAUCUUUGUUCUUUGCCAUGGGGACAGAAAAGCUUGCAUCAGUUCUGCUUUCAAUUCAUUAAAGGAGCACAUUUUAUUCAAACACACAAGUUUUCCCUUGAGGAAAAAACAGCUUUAAAAGAGAAGAAAAAAAAAAAAACUUUCAUAAAUGGUAAACGAGUGUGUUCUUGUUUUACAA
Loxodonta africana (African savanna elephant) is the source of this 2253-nucleotide messenger RNA. It is a transcript of the gene CCR7, whose product is annotated as C-C motif chemokine receptor 7. The coding region runs from base 75 to 1211 and encodes 378 amino acids. Gene Ontology annotation, molecular function: chemokine (C-C motif) ligand 19 binding; C-C motif chemokine 19 receptor activity; chemokine (C-C motif) ligand 21 binding. The transcript is spliced from 3 exons. NCBI's taxonomy places the organism in Eukaryota, Metazoa, Chordata, Mammalia, Proboscidea, Elephantidae. The record is from RefSeq and is a predicted model, not a curated record. Gene Ontology annotation, biological process: positive regulation of cytosolic calcium ion concentration; immune response; inflammatory response. Gene Ontology annotation, cellular component: external side of plasma membrane; membrane.